Molecule: messenger RNA, 2626 nt
Organism: Periophthalmus magnuspinnatus
Lineage: Eukaryota; Metazoa; Chordata; Actinopteri; Gobiiformes; Gobiidae
Exons: 7
Coding region: 715-1698 (327 amino acids)
Biological process (GO): immune system process; regulation of transcription by RNA polymerase II
Cellular component (GO): nucleus
Molecular function (GO): DNA-binding transcription factor activity, RNA polymerase II-specific; RNA polymerase II cis-regulatory region sequence-specific DNA binding
Source: RefSeq, a predicted model, not a curated record
AAAUACCGUGCAGUUUUGUCGGCAGAACUAAUCGAAGCAUAAAAUCGACAUUUUGACUCUUUCUCUAGAACAGGUUAGCUCUAUCUUUGUUACUAUAGUGAUAUAACCACGCUGAAAAGUGAUACAGAAAAUACUGGGUUUUAUUAUUCGAGUUUAGCCACCCUACGUACUUCGUAGUGUACCCAGAUUGAGGGGUUAGUUUAGUUUCUGUUCGUGGUGUAUGUUGAUGUUUACUACGUUUUCUACACACUGGGGUCGCCAUAUUUUAGCUGUUGUUUUAGGAUGUGCAGUGCAUACUGGGAGUAUUACGUCAAAUGGUUGCAGUCUAGUUGAGAGCAAAGCAAACUACCUUACAGCUGAAGUUUUCAUCAAUAAUAAGUCAAAAAUGCCACACUGCGUAGCUAUAGGAUGCAACUUCCAAUCAAAAGGGAACAAAGGAAGCGACGUGAGCCUGCACAGUUUUCCUUAUGAUGGAGAGUUGAGAAAAGUUUGGGAAAGCGCAUGUGGAAGAUAACAGCUGCCUAAGGAUUCAUUCAUUUCGCCAAGGAUUCAUUUGAGGAUUCAUAUCGUCAACAGCUCCUCAAAGACCUCACGGGGGCUUCAUAUAAAAGAAGGCUAAAAAGUGGCGCUGUGCCCACAAUAUUUUCACCCACAGAACCUGGAAACCUGGGAGUAACUAGUGAAAACUGCUCCAAUAACCACAGAAAACGGGCCAUGCUGCUGGACACAUCCUUUGCAGCUGCUGAUGAUGACCCAGCGGACACGAUAUCGGAGGAGGACACAAUGCCAAUGGACCGAUUGCGGAUGAGGCCAUGGCUGGAAGAACAGAUUGACUCCUGUGAAAUUCCUGGACUCAAAUGGGUCAAUAAAGAGGAGCGAAUAUUCCAGAUUCCGUGGCUUCAUGGGUCUCAUCAACACUGGGAUUUAGAGAAAGACACUCUCCUGUUCAUGAGAUGGGCCAUUCACACAGGUAAAUAUCGUCCCGGAGAGGAGCGUCCCAACCCAAGAGUGUGGAAGAGUAAUUUCCGUUGCGCCCUCAACAGUUUACCGGACAUCGUGGAGGUGAAGAACAAGACAAUUAAGAGAGGAUCCAAUGCUUUUAGAGUUUACAAAAUGUUGUCCUUUGACAGGCACAUAAAUAAAGCUAUGAGGAGGAAAAUCAAAAAGAUGAUGGCCAUAAAAGGAGUCAAAGUGGACGAUGGUUCCAGCAUAGACUACACCAAACCACACUUGUCCCAAGUCAAAGAGGUGUCUUCAGAAGAGACUGACAGUGCUGAAGAAUUUGGCAUUAAAGAUGAACCUGAUGAGAUUCACAUCAAAGAGGAAGCAGGAUUCAUUAAAUCAGAAGAAGAGGACUUUCCGUGCACUAUUGUCACUGUGAGAAUUGGGGAAAAUGGAGAGGUUGAAGAAACUGAUGUACCAACCUUCAGUUUGGCCUUGGAUCCACAAAGACACCUUAAGAAGUCUGGACAAAAUGUGAACUCUUUGGAAACAGACUGUUUAGACGAUUUGAACAUGAACUCUGAAUCACCAGUGAACCAAAUGCCCAUCAAACCCAAAAAACAUAGGUUAGUUCAGGGACCACACAAGUACGAAUUGGAAGACUUGGAUCAGACAAAGACAGGUGAGACUUCAUUCAGGUUUCAAGAUGGAGAAACGUCAGGUGAAGGGUCAAGUCUGAUGCCAGCGAUGUCCUGAUGCCCUCUCAUAAGUAUCACAUCCCCUAUCACCACUUCCUUGCUUACCCACCCAUAUAGGAGCUCAACAGUCCCACCCGCCUCUCAGGUUUCGGGAGUAAAAUUCCCACAUCUGUACCAUACACUUUUUGUAAACAUUUAUAACUGUUAUUUUUGAGGAGGAGGCUGAUCGCCGUAGUGAUUAAUUAGCAAUAUGGAACUUUGCAAAACUAAUUUGUUGAAAUUUUUUUGUUUUGGACUAAAUAUAAAAAAACAAAGAAACAAUAGUUACUACAUAUCUGAUUAACCAAACUCUUAAUACUUGAAUUCUGAGUCCAUUCCAAGGUGGGAGGAACUGUAGAGCUUCAUAGACCUCUGACUGCAGUGAAAGUAGAUUUAAGGAUACACCGAUCCGAUACUGGUAUGGAAUAUUGGCUUCAAUACUGAAAAAUUUGCUGGGUCAGAUAUCAGCUUCGAUUCAGCUGAUAUUCUGAUUGGGCAUAUAAAUUGAUGUAAUAAGACUGUUUACUGGUCGCUGUUUGCCCAGAAAGUCUCAUAAUGUUUGGAUUUUUAUUUACACAAAAUUGUUAUGUAUCUGUUACUGUGACUACAGAACAUAUUUGUAUCAGUUUUGUCUUAUUUUAGUUUAGUUUAAAAAUAAUAAAUGCUGUUUUAGUCUCUGCUCUGGUAUCAGUUGAUAUCAGGUAUCAGCAGAUAAUUAAAGCCAUAGUAUCAAAAUCGGUAUUGAAACUGAAAAAGCUGGAUCACUGCAUCCCUCAUUAAAUACCCUAAAUGCACAGUCGGAUGACUGCUCUAUAUUUAUAUGCUUUAUGUAAUAAAUUGUUACUGAAGCAGAUGGAUUUGCACUGAAUUAAAAUGUGUAAAAUUUACAUAGCCUUUUCUCAACAAUAUAAAUGUGUAAAUAAAAAACUACUGCUUGCUACUGUGAA